AUGCUAGCAUCAUUCCCAUCAACAGGAAUAUUGAAUGUAAACGUUCAGCACAUGCUAGCUGCUGCUACUGGUGAGAUAUGUCAGGCACUGAUAAGGAAUCCAUUCGAAGUUAUCAAGUAGAACUUAUAGGUUGGAAAUUAUAAGAAUAUGAUUGAAUGCAGUAUUGAUAUUUUUAAGCACAAGUCUCUUGCUGGCUUCUAUUCUGGCUAUCUCUCUUUUAUAAUGAGAGAAAUUCCGUUUAGCUCAAUUCAGUUCCCUUUUUAUGAGAUAUUAAAGAUGAUGCAGAUCAAACUAAUAGCUUAUAGAAAAAACAUAGAUGAAAAUAUUGUUGAGAUUCCAUCAUUAGUUAAUGGAAUAAAUGGAUCUAUAGCAGGAUCAUUCUCUGGAUUCAUUGUUACUCCCUUCGAUGUAGCUAAGACCAGAUUAAUGACGACUAAUGUAAAGGAUAAGUUGCCCAGUACAGGUGCUAUCUUAAAAGAAAUUUAUCAUGAAGAUGGUCUUAAAGGGCUCUAUAAAGGCGCUGCUAUAAGAAUGAUGUAUCUAGGAGUAGGAGGAUUUGCAUUCUUUGGAAUAUAUGAGAAAAUAAAGCAAACCUUAAUAAAACAUUACGAAUGA
Molecule: messenger RNA, 615 nt
Organism: Stylonychia lemnae
Lineage: Eukaryota; Ciliophora; Spirotrichea; Sporadotrichida; Oxytrichidae
Source: the annotation of a GenBank genome assembly